Messenger RNA from Patiria miniata (bat star), 6290 nucleotides. It is a transcript of the gene dna2, whose product is annotated as DNA replication ATP-dependent helicase/nuclease DNA2-like. Gene Ontology annotation, biological process: replication fork reversal. Lineage: Eukaryota; Metazoa; Echinodermata; Asteroidea; Valvatida; Asterinidae. The record is from RefSeq and is a predicted model, not a curated record. Gene Ontology annotation, molecular function: single-stranded DNA helicase activity; 5'-flap endonuclease activity. Bases 281 to 5812 code for a protein of 1843 amino acids. The transcript is spliced from 31 exons. Gene Ontology annotation, cellular component: cytoplasm.
CUGUAUGCGUAGUAAUGGCGGCCAACACGAACUCGAUGACAGAGUCAUCGUACGUUUCGCGUUGAAAAAAACCCAACAACUUUUGAAAUAGUUUUUACUAUAAUUUAUAUGCAGAAGGUUGUUGAGGCUUGUUGACACAUAGGACCUGAGGACUGGGUUCUGGGCAUUGGAAAGAUCGCUUCUCUUGUCGCGAUCACAGGCAGGACGAGUGUCGAUUGCUCAUUCUCAUUGACACAGUGUGACACUCACGAGCCUUCUUUUUUUACCGACUGAUCCGAUCAUGGGCAAAACGCUUAAGAAAUCAGAGACAGGAACUGGUGUUAAAGGGCAGACAUCGCUGAACAGUUUCUUUUCAAAAAAGCCACCAGGUGGACAGUCCAAGUUGUUCACUCAGGUCUUGCCUGGCUCAAAACCUUGCACCGCACUCCCUCAAAAAGCCACCGCACCUCUUCCCAAGUGCCACAAACUAGAUGAUGACUACUCAGAUUUUCAACCGCGGAAGAAGCAAAAGAGUCCACCUAUUCCAACUGGGAAAAGCAUAAAACCUGGAAGAACAAUCCAACAAACCAAAGAUAACCAAACCACGAGGAAAUUUGACCUGAGGUGUGAAAGACAGGGCCGACUUGAUAGCCUGCACGCAAGACAUCAACAGCAAGACGAAGCAAAGAAAAAUAUCGAGAUAAAUGGGAGUGACAAUGACACAAAGGCUGUCAGUGUCGGUAAUAUUCAGAACGUUGGAAACACUCACCAGGACUUAUCUGAUCAUGGCCUUUCACUAGUGUCCAAAGUAAACUCCAUGCUGAAAACUAAAGCGUCUGGGUGUGUCAAACCUCAAGACCCAGCAGGCGGUAACUAUGGCAACACUGUUUCGCAAGAAAGUCAAGGAUCUCCAAUUACUGUUAUUCCAGAAACCCCAGAGGCCAUUUUGAACUCUGACAGAACCAGACCAAAAUUCACUAAACUACCUCACAAGGAUGACUCGACGCCCAUCAGAAACCUCGGCACAACCCUCUCAACUUUUGUACCAGAAACACCAAGUGCUGAGCCUGAACGUGUGAACAAAGCUAAAACAUUAAGCAGGUUAAGACAAGACAGUACCCCUAAAAGGGGCGGAGUAAGAGCCAAGGGAGUUGGUCUUGGGAGGAGUAGAGAUGAAAGUCAAUGUGAAAAAAAGUCAUCGUCCUUCAAAUUGUUUGGAGAUAGUGCAGGAUUGCAUGCUGAUGAAGGAAGUGGAGAGUCACAGGAUUUGCUUCAAGAGAUGCUUGAAGAAUUUGCUCAGUCGGCAAAAAGAAAGGAUGGCAGAAGUCGUCUGCCAAGUCAACAGAAGUCUCUCGAACACGGUGUCACAAAAACUCAGGGAAUUCUGAGUAAAAGUGGUCGUAACCCAUUCGCAAAUAAGUCAAAGGGAUUGGUUUCUAAGCCAAGUACCUUUCAGGAAAGCAGACUAAACCUCAGUGCUGCUAACGUGCCUUCGAUAAACUUGAAAAGUCCACAACACAUCCACGAAGAUCUUGAGGAGACUCUGAAACCUCCUACGGGAUGUGAUCUUGAAGAAGAUGAAAAGCAAGACAUUGAUCCUUUAGAAGAGAUGCUACAGGAGUAUGCUGCAUCAUCAUCAGUCAUGCCAUGUUUGGACAGUACGAUUGCCGGUCAAUCAACAACAAUGUCAAAGAUGACCUCUCUCGGAGACAGACCAAUGCUUCAGGCUAAAAGGCCGUCCUCCAAACUCUCAAGGACCCUCAGGAAGAAACAGAGAUCAGGCAGCAGCCCAGCCAAACAUCUGAAUCUUAUCAUGGCUGAGAUCGUUGGAGAUUCAACAUCUGACCAUCAAACGGUGUUGCCGGAUGUAGUCAUUUCCACCGAUAAGAUUGACUUGGUUCGUGAUAUUCCCAAUCAGAACUCAGUCAACUAUCCUUCGGAGGAGGAUUUAUUUCGCCAAAGUACAGAGAAUUCCGCAAAUCCCUUUGCGUUGAAACCAUCGAAAGUAAAACUUAAGGCAGCAGUCAUGCACAAACCUGGUAGCUGUCAAUCCAAAAUGGCGGCAUCCAAAACCUGGCUGACCACGCGCAAGAGAUCCCCCAGUAAGGGGAACUCACCCUAUGCAAAACGGUUGUCCACCAAUCACCCUUCAUGGGAGGUUUAUAAUUAUGAUACUGACAUGUUUACCAAAGAAAAUUCUCCAUUUCAACAAGGUGACAUGAUUCCUCAAUGUACAGACAGUAAGAAACCCUUCAUUGGGACCUCGGCCAAAAAAUCACUUUUUCAAAAAGAAAAGGAAAAUCUUUUAUCCCUGGAUAGUGAAAUUUCAGAAGGAUCACCUUCAGGGUCUGACGCAAGCCCACGGAAUCUUGCUGACAGAACGAACAUUCUCGACACCACAGGAACAGCGUCGACCGUCAUGAAGGAGAAAAUCUCUCCGAAUGCCGUGAGAUUAAAGGAGAAAUCACGAGAUUUUGAGAGUGCUGGAGCAAACGGCAAUAAAACAGUUGAGAGUGACCAGCAUCGUGAGCCUGCUGGAGCUGAGAAUGACGAUGACCUGUUGUGGCCAGAGGAUGUCAGGCCAAGUCAGGGAACAGGUGCAUUAUGGGAAAGCCAACUGAACGACUCGUUACUGGCUGCAAUGGAUAUGGAGUGUCUCGAGUCUGCUGAGAAUUCGGAGGAGAAUCUGGACAGCAUGGAAGCUCAGGUCACAAGAGAUUUCAAUCUUCUGUCGCCCUUUAAGAGCGUUUCCCAGCAGAAGAAGGAGGCAUCUCUACCGGCUGACUUGAACCGUUACAGGGUUACCGGCAUUCAGGACUGCGGAAGCGAGAAGGUUUUACAGUUGCUUUGCCUGACUGAACACAAGAAAAGAAGUUGUCGACUUAAAGGAACUUGGUUGAAUACACUUGUUGAGGAAGGGGACACAGUUGCCGUUCAUGGACGGUUUGACUCGGCCGGGAUGUGCACCGUAGACCAGCAGAAUAACUUCCUAGUGGUCCACCCUGACCGAUUGCUUACUGGCACAAAUGUCUCGCGCAGUAUCCGAUGCAUGAGAAGGUCUGUGCUUAGUGAAAAGUUCAAAGGUAUGGACAGAGCUAGUAAGCCCAUGCUGCUAGGAACGAUGCUGCAUGAAGUCUUUGACAAGGCAAUAGAAAGAAGGAACUUUAACGAGGAAGGUCUGCUGAAGAUUGUUGACAGGGUCUCACACCAGUUGGCGUACCUCAAAGAUAUGUAUGCUGUUGGAAUGACAGAGCAGAACGUUCUUGAUGAAGCUCAGGAAUAUGUGGGAACGAUGAAGCAAUGGGCGGAGAGAUACCUGCAGCCAAUGCCUAAGCAGAGCGCCGCGAUAGAUGUCAAAAUGCCCGGACAGCACAACAGCGAGAAAUGUAACAUCUGUGUCUCUACUGUCAAGGAGAUUGAAGAAACAGUCUGGUCCCCAAGAUGGGGGACAAAAGGCAAGGUGGACUUAACAGUAGAAGUCAAGAUUCACCAGCGGAAACCGCACGGCAAGAAGACUCAGAUGACUGUUCCACUAGAGCUGAAAACUGGGAGGCAGACAAACUCUAUUGAACACAGGAGCCAGUUAGUGUUGUACAGUCUGAUGUUGGGUGAUAUCCAUGACGGCCCGGCUAGUGACCUGGGUCUGUUGCUGUAUCUCAAGACUGGAGCCAUGCUGUCCGUUCCAGCCAAUCACAUGGACAAGAGAGAACUCAUACAUCUGAGGAACCAGCUUGCAUAUUACAUCAACCUACGAGCCAAACUAGCCGUCGAUGGGACAUGGACGUUGCCACGGUUACCAGCUCCAAUUGAGGAUGACUUCACCUGCGGACACUGCCCGCAUCUGGUCAGCUGUGCAAUGCUCCAAAGAAUUGAAAGCGAGAAAGGUGUUGGUCACCAGCUAAGCGAGGCCGGGUACCAGUUCUUUUCUGAGCAACUUGGCCACCUGUCACCGUCCCACAUGGAGUACUUCAGCCGCUGGUACUUACUGUGCACACUAGAGGGCAUGGCAGUGGAAAAGAAGAACCACACUAAACACAUCUGGUCGACCGCUGCCCAGGAGAGGGAACUGAGCAGCGGGGGUCAUUGUCUGAGUGGCUUGCUGUUGGCUGGAUGUAGACACAAUAAAACACAAGACUCCUACCAUGUGACCUUCAAGCGAUCACCUCAUCAUCCUGACAAGUCCCUGUUGGGUUUUCAGGUCUCGACGGGAGACAGAGUCGCCGUUUCUGUAGAAGGAACCAGACGGAUUGCCACCUGCACAGGAUUUGUGGAAAGUAUCACAUCCAUGGAAGUUACCAUCAAGUCAGAAAGACCUUUGAAGUCUAACAGAAGUGGCAGCCAGUUCUUUCGAAUGGAUAAAGACGAUGCUUACAAUAGCAUGGCAUCUAGUCUGGUCAAUUUGGCCCGACUGUUGCUCAGUGAUGAAAACGCUUACAGAUUACGUAAGCUUGUAGUGGAUCUUAGUGAGCCACAGUUUGACAACCAACCACAGAUUCCUGACUCUGCAAAGACUAAAGUGGCUGAAAUUCUAGGAUCUUUGAAUAGCGAUCAACAGACAGCUAUCAAAGCAGUCUUGAGAUGUCAGGACUACACAUUAAUUAUUGGCAUGCCGGGCACAGGCAAGACUACUACAAUCGUGGCCCUAGUUCGUAUCUUGUGUGCCUGUGAUCUGUCUGUACUACUCACAAGCUACACACACUCUGCUGUGGACAAUAUUCUUCUCAAGUUAACCAAGUUUGGCAUAUCACCCCUGAGGCUAGGGGAAGUGCACCGUGUUCACCCGGAACUCACUGCGUACACAGAGAAAGAAGUACUGGGCGGGGCCAAAAGUGUGCAGCAGCUAGCUUCACUCUUGGAAACCAAGCUCGUUGUCGCUACAACCUGCCUAGGUGCCAAGCAUACCCUCCUGACGCGUCGCAAGUUUGACGUCUGUAUCGUCGACGAGGCGUCUCAGAUCAGCCAAUUGGUGUGUCUAGGACCGCUCUUCCACGCCCGGCGCUUUGUCUUAGUCGGUGACCACAAGCAGCUCCCCCCGCUGGUUCAAAGUACCGUCGCAAGGCAGCUAGGCAUGGAUGAGAGCCUCUUCCAGCGACUAGGGGUCCAACACGAGGCCAAUCCGUUGGCAACUGUCCAACUCAGCCUGCAGUAUCGUAUGAACUCUGACAUUAUGAUGCUCAGUAACACACUGGUGUACGAUGGCAAGCUACGAUGUGGUAAUGAAAAGGUUGCCAUGACAACACUGAAUCUGCCUAAAUGGGACACCUUCAAGUCGGACUUCCGUUUAGGGCCAGGUGACAACUCGUGGGUUUUGCAAGCACUCCAGCCAGCAACCACUGUAUGCUUCCUCAACACUGACAAGCAGGUCAAGUAUCCAGAAUCAUCAAAUGAGAAACACACAGUCAACUCAGCAGAGGCCAUGCUGGUGAAACAUCUUGUUCAGUGUCUCAUGAAGUGUGGCUGUGAAGCCGGACACAUCGGCAUCAUAUCUCCAUACCGGAACCAGUGUAAACUGCUGGGAACCAUGCUGGGUGAAGGCAUUGAAGUGAACACGGUGGACAAGUACCAGGGAAGAGACAAAGAUGUCAUCAUUGUGUCCUUCGUUGCUAAGGACCAACAAUCUGAGACUGGAUUCCUUUUGCAAGAUAUUCGCCGUUUGAAUGUUGCGCUAACAAGAGCCAAACACAAGUUGAUACUGAUAGGCUGCAUCAGGGCACUCAGGAAAAAUGCACCGAUGGAAAAGCUGAUGGACUGCCUGCAAACGAUCGAUUCCAUCUCCACCCUGCCUGUAGACGCAUGCAGUGCGUGCAUUCCUUCAUCAUGGGGUAAAACGUGAAGAUUUACGUUCAACGCGCUGGUUGGCACAGUGGUACUUGCUUUGCAUUCAAACCACUGUGUGCGACCCCAGGAUUCGUAUCCCACCAAGGCUGGCUGUGGAUUGGGUUUUCAGCCUCUCCUUGGACUGGGGUUUUCCUCACUUUUAAAACUGAACUUAUCAUUGUUUACUCCAGCAGGUUCUUCAGGCUUGCGAGCUACCAUUUAGUAAACAAUUUAUGAGCCAUUUGUUUCAACCCCCUCCCCCCCCCCCUCCAAAAAGAGAAUUUGGAAUGAGAUAAGCCAGUAUAAGAAUGAAGUUCCAAGAUGUCAGUGCCCACCCAUUCGUUGUUUUUUUUUCCAUAUGAUUUUGAAAUAUAUAUUUUGGAGCUCUUUACUUAUAAAACUGAUGACUCAGUUCUUCACCUCACUCCUAAGAAUGCUGAUUUCUGCUGCUAAAAAUAUGUAAAAUGAAAGGGAAAAACACACACACACACACA